CUUCUGUUUUUCUGCAAUCUGAAGCUACCCCACCUCUGUUUUGCACUUCUUACAACUUGGUGACGACUUUAGUGCUUAAAGGAACACCUUUUGUAUUUCAUAUUGAGUCCUCCGAGGUGCGGCCUACUUGGUGUCGAAUUAGCUCGACAGGUCACUCAAUAGUUUUCCGCAGAGUAUGCCCUGUUUUAAAACACUCAAACCUAUGGCUAAAGUAGCUCUCACCCUUUGCUUCCUACUUUUGUCCCACAUUUCAGUGGGAACUUUGGUGUUAGCAAAUCAACAGAAAACUUGGUGUGUAGCUAAACCUUCAUCAGAUCAGAAAACAUUACAAGAAAACAUAAAUUAUGCAUGUUCUCAGGUUGAUUGUAGGAUCUUGCAAAAGGGUUGUCCUUGUUCUUCCCCAGAUAAUCUCAUGAACCAUGCUUCUAUUGUUAUGAACCUUUAUUACCAAGCUAAGGGAAGGAAUUAUUGGAAUUGCCACUUUGGUAAUUCUGCCCUCAUUGUUUUGACUGAUCCAAGUUAUGGCAGCUGUAUUUAUGAAUGAAGACAUCAUUAGGAUAAACAGCUAAAUGUGGAUGCCAUUUUUUUUAUCCUUUUUCUUUUUUUGGUUGACUAAUUAUUUAAGAAUAUUAUUAGUAACAUAUAAUAUGUCACUCUAUGGAGUUCUCAAAAUAUAGUCCUGUACAAUAACCUUUAAUUUCAAUAAGUCCUUAUAUAAGUGGUGCCAAAGAUCUUGUGUGAAACUUUUAUUCCCUUGGGGAUUUGUAUUCUGCUUCAGCUGAAUUAUAAAUAAGCAAAAAUGCCACUUUACUUCAAAA
This is a messenger RNA of Nicotiana tabacum (common tobacco), 818 nucleotides long. The record is from RefSeq and is a predicted model, not a curated record. NCBI's taxonomy places the organism in Eukaryota, Viridiplantae, Streptophyta, Magnoliopsida, Solanales, Solanaceae.